This is a messenger RNA of Ricinus communis (castor bean), 2606 nucleotides long. Its product is annotated as protein WHAT'S THIS FACTOR 9, mitochondrial. Bases 1244 to 2458 code for a protein of 404 amino acids. The transcript has 3 exons. Gene Ontology annotation, molecular function: RNA binding. NCBI's taxonomy places the organism in Eukaryota, Viridiplantae, Streptophyta, Magnoliopsida, Malpighiales, Euphorbiaceae. The record is from RefSeq and is a predicted model, not a curated record.
UAGCAGCCAUAGCCAUACGUGCUAUUACUCAAUUUCUUUGAUUUGAAUUUGAUGAAGUGAAAACACUAUCACCCUAAAAAAACCAAACUCUGCCUUACGUAGAGUUGCCAGAGUAGGAUUAACCGCCCCAAGUACUUUUUUUACCCAAGGGUUUGCUACUUCAGGCCUUUUAACUCACACGCAUAUAUAUAUAUAUUAAGAAACAAAGUUUGUUCAUUUAGGCAUUUUGCUGCUGUUUUUUUUUUUUUUUUUUUGUGUUCUUCUAAUUCUUGAAAUAUUAAUAACUCAUUAAUAUUUGUAAAACAAUUAUGAUCAGCUGAACCAAACUAACUAUGGGUCUGCUGUUGCAUGUGCUGCAAAGCAAUUUUCCGGCAUUACUAACCCCUUAAAUCUUGGAGCUGCUGGCAAUUGUAGAAGGGUUGCUUUUGGGCACUGCUAAUGGUUUGCUUAACAUUUUGAUCAGAAGUGAUUCUCUGCAAUCAAUUCAAGUGAUCAACAAGUGAAAUCAAGUCCAUUACUGAUAUUUUUGUUUUGUCAAACAAAUAGUUUUAGCUCCUGCACUUUUUCAUUUUGUAAAUGGCAAACUGAAUUGCCUGCCUCCCUGUCUCCAGUAGUUGGCUUGUUUGUGCUGGGUCCAUUGUAGCCCUCCUGUUAUGUAAUUUUCAUGCUGCCUAUGUAAUGAAUCUAAAGUUCUAUCUUGGUUUAAAAGAAAGUAUUUUGCCAUCAUCAACAAUAAGAAAGAACCAUAAAUUUAAAAGCCAAUGCAGCCUGAACCUGGUCAGAAGGUUACAACUAAAAUUUUCAACUACCAUCCUCACUUCAUGAAGGUCCACUUCAAAGUUUAUAGCUCACAAAUGCAAGCAAUAUCAACACAGUAAUCAAGUAAUUGUUGUUGAUCUCUCUCACCCACUAAAUACCAUGCAAAUGGGUUUCCGAAAUUGUCAAUCAGGUAAUGUUAAGCUACUGAAAGUAAUUGAUUAUUUGGUGGCGGAUUAUUACCUCAUGUCACCAGAUGUCCUGAACCACUAGACGAUUGGGCCGCAUUGCGCUACUGCAACAGCCUACUAACCCAACGCCUCUCUAGCAUCAGCGGGCUGCCCAAUUCCUCCUUCCAUUCAGCAACUCGAGGGCCUCUGCUAUAGUUGGAUUUCUGCUGCUAUAUUCUAGCUGCUUUUGGUGGAUUCCUCCAAGUAUAUAAAGUACCGAAUGAUGAAAGUACAGCAUAUAAAUUGACUCUUAACAAAUGGUCUUCCUAUCAUUGCUAAGUAGAGAACAAGGUUUCCAAUUUCUGUGCAGAUGCCGAAGAGGAUUCAAUUACCAGCAAACAUUCAGUCUAGUGAAUGUUAAAUUGAAAUGGGUGAAAGAUAGAGCAUUGGAUACUCUUGUGGCUGGUCAGACAGAUCUUAAAGCAACCUGCCUCCUUACGUCCAUCAUCUCCUCAGCUCCUCUUUGCUGCCUUCCGAUAUAUCAUCUCACUCCACACCGCCGACAGCUAUGUCUACCCCAUGAUCUUAAGCUCUCUACAUUUAUCAGAAGAUAUCCUACUAUCUUCCAAGAAUCUCACAUUCUUGAUAGCGGAGGUACUCGGGUUCCCUGCUUUCAGUUGACCCCUGAAGCCUCAAAUAUACAUAAAGAAGAAUUCCAAAUCCUUCAGCAGAACCAAAUGGAUCUCAUUCAAAGACUUUGCAAACUGCUCAUGCUCACAAAGGAUAGGAUCCUUCCAUUACAAACAAUUGACCAGCUAAAAUGGGACUUGGGAUUGCCUUAUGAUUAUUGUAAUACCUUGAUUCCGAAUCAUCCUGAUUUAUUUUCUUCAGUUCGACUCCCUGACGAUCGUAUUGGCUUAAAACUUCAAAUGUGGGAUGAUACUCUUGCUGUCUCUCAGUUGCAGAAGAAUGCGGCAUUCCAACAAAAAGAAGAAGAUGUGAAAAGUGGUUGCUUAGCAUUUCCAAUUCGAUUCACAAGGGGUUUUGGCUUGAAGAGGAAGUGCAUGGAAUGGUUAGAGGAGUGGCAGAGCCUUCCUUAUACUUCACCUUAUUCUGAUGCCUCACAUUUAGAUCCACGUACGGAUGUAUCUGAGAAGAGGAUUGUUGGAGUCUUUCAUGAACUUCUCCACCUCACAAUACAGAAGAAAACUGAGCGUAAGAAUGUAAGUAAUCUCCGUAAAUCAUUGUCUCUGCCUCAGAAGUUCACUAAAGUGUUUGAGCGCCAUCCUGCAAUUUUUUAUAUCUCUAUGAAGUGUGAUACUCAGACUGUUGUUCUCAGAGAAGCAUAUGAUGGUCAACAACUCUUGCAAAAACAUCCUCUAGUUGAUAUCAGGGAAAGAUAUGCAAGCUUGAUGAGUAGAGGGCUUUUAGACAGAAGUAGGGGCUUAUACAAGAAAAAUACAACAGCUAGUCUAGAAGACUCAUUAGAGGUUGUCCAAGGCAAUGAACCCCGCCAAGACGAUUCUUGCUGAAUUGUAAUGUUGGUGCAGUUAUUGUUACUUGGAAAUCAUUUUAGUUGUGAUUUCCAGCGCUUGAUUUUUAUUAAAUCUCUAAACCUUAACGAUUGGGUAUAGUUGGUUACCAGCAAUACAUUAUUAAAAUGUUUUUAAGGUUUCUCAA